Molecule: messenger RNA, 1518 nt
Organism: Linum tenue
Lineage: Eukaryota; Viridiplantae; Streptophyta; Magnoliopsida; Malpighiales; Linaceae
Source: the annotation of a GenBank genome assembly
AUGUACAUCUUCAACAAGAUGAAGAAGAAGAAGAACAGAGCACCCUGCUUUCCCCUGCCUCCAGGCCCAUGGAAUCUCCCCAUAAUCGGCAACAUCCACCAGCUCGCCUUCUCCUCCUCCACCUCCGGCCCAGUCCACCGCCGCCUCGCCGAACUGGCCCAACACUACGGGCCCAUCAUGCAGCUCAAGCUCGGCGAGACCUACAACGUCGUCGUAUCGUCCCCUGAAUCAGCCCGAGCGUUCCUGAAAACGCACGACCACGAAUUCCCCCUCCGGCCCUACAUGCCGUCCGCCAGCAUCAUCUUCUACGGCGGCAAGGACAUCGUGUUCUCGCCGGUGGGGGAUCACUGGCGGCGGAUGAAGAAGCUCUGCACCACGGAGCUGCUCAGCGAGAAGCGCGUCAGGUCCCUCCGGCCGGUUCGAGAAGAGGAGGUCGGUAAGCUGAUGAAGUUGAUCGGUGGCGAGGCUGGUGGUGGAGGAGCGGUGAACCUUAGCCGGCUGCUGUUCGCCGUUAGCAACAUGAUCACGUCGAGGACGGCGUUCGGGACGAUUCGGGAACUGGAGGGUUCUUUCCUGCCGGUGAUCCAUCAAAUUGUUCAGACGCUUGGUGGGUUCAGCAUCGGCGACAUCUUCCCUUCCAACAGGCUGUUGCGUUUAAUCAGUGGAACAGAGAGACACCUGAAGAAGCUUCACCAAGAGGCAGAUUCCAUCCUCCAAGGAAUAAUUGAUGAGCAUGUGUCGAGAAAGAGGAGAAGAAGAGAAACAGAGGAUCAUGACAUGGCAGAAGGAGCCGAAGAAGAUGAUAAUGACGAUGAUGAUCUAGUUGAUGUGCUCUUGGCUUCCACUAACAACCACGUUGAGGUUAAAGCCGUCAUCUUGACACACACCGUGCAGGACGUAUUUGUGGCUGCGGGUGACAGUUCGCCUAUUGCGGUAGAAUGGACUAUGUCUGAAUUAAUGAAAAAUCCAGAGAAGAUGGAAAAGGUACAGAGAGAGGUGAGACAUUUCUUCGACAAAAGAGGGGAAGGUGCAGUAGUCGAUGAAGCGUUAUUAAAUGAAUUGAAAUAUCUGAAAUCGGUCGUUAAAGAGACUUUCAGAUUACAUCCUCCGGCUGCUUUGUCCCUGCCGCGAGAAGGUCCGGAAACAGUUGUAGUUAACGGGUACCAAAUACCAUCAAGGACGAGGGUGAUUGUCAACUAUUGGGCCAUCGGUCGAGACCCCUCACACUGGACCCAACCAAAUCAAUUUAUACCGGAAAGGUUCCUCGAUACUUGUAUCGACUACAGGGGUUUUGAUUUCCAGCUCCUCCCAUUUGGAUCCGGACGAAGGGUAUGUCCAGGCAUGAACUAUGGGACCGCAGUUGUUUAUAGUUUGCUCGCGAAUUUGCUCUAUCGUUUUAAUUGGGAACUCCCAAACCAAAUCAAACCUCAAGAUCUUGACAUGUCUGAGAAUUUUGGAGGCGCAAUUUCACGAAAAAAGAAUUUAUAUCUCAUUCCCAUCCCUUACCAUGCACCUUAG